AUAAGCAAACUGUUGAUAGCAACGGCGUAAUUCAAAGAGCAAUAUUUUCAUAAGGUUGAGCAAACUGUGUAUAGUCCCACUCUGUAUUUUGGAUCUGUAUUUUUGAAAACAACGAUUUUUUGUUUGUUAACGUACACUGAAGAUUAAAGAUUUAUAUUAUUUCCAGCCAUUCCGCUGAUUUUGAUACAAUUAUUAUCAUACUCGAAAAUGAAGAAAUCAAAUCGUCUGUGGUGCUGUGGUAUUCUGGGAGUUUGUCUGACUGUUAUAGGAGCUAUUUUGUUACCAGGUCUUGGUAUAGUGGUCACCAAGCUUCUAGCUACUGAAAUGGCACUAACGGAGGGAUCUUCACUCUGGGAUAGUUUUUUAUAUACUCCUGUUCCAGUAUAUUUUCAAAUAUGGGUAUGGAAUCUGACCAAUCCAGAACAUUUUCUUAAUGGAGAGGUACCACAUAUGGAGCAGUUGGGUCCAUACACCUACAGGCUAGUAAUGUUUAAAGAGAACAUCCAAGAAAAUGAAAACUCUACUGUCAGUUUCACUUCUCCGACAGGGUAUGUCUACAUGGACGAUAUGUCGGUGGGACCGUCAUCAGAUGUAUUCACAACCGUCAACGUUGUAGCUUUUACGGCAGCAUCAGUGGCAAGAGGGUAUGGAAACACCUCUGAUGAAAAUAUACUCCGCUUACUGCAUCUGCUUUCUAAAGCUGAAGUCCUGAUGACCGUGUCUGUCCAUGAAUUUCUCUGGGGCUACGAGGAACCAUACUUAAAAUACAUAAAUGAUCAGUUCGAUGCAUCGCUGCCAACCAAGUUUGGUGUUUUCAUAGGGUCAAAUAUGACAAGUGACUCGGUUUGGACGGUAAAUAGUGGAGUCGAUGACAUAUCCAAGUUGAACAUCAUAGACAAUGUCGAUGGUAAAAAGUCGCUGAAUUACUGGAGAAGUGAAUAUGCCAACAUGUUAAAUGGAACAGAUGGGACAUAUAUGCACCCUGAACUAGACCAAGAGAAGGACAACCGAAUUUACAUUUAUGUUGGAAUCAUUUGUAGAUCAGCUUACCUCGACUAUGAAUCAAAGUAUAAAAAAGAAGGCAUUCUGUUCUAUCGGUACAAUGUCACUGAGUAUUUGUUGGCACACCCAAGCAUAAACCAGGAUAACUAUGAUUUCUGUGACAUAGAAGGAAACUGUCCCCCAGGAGGUCUCAUCAACAUAACCAUGUGCAAUUACGGAGCACCAUUAUUUGGUUCCUUGCCACAUUUUCUGUACGGUGAUGAGGAGCUGAGUAUAAAUGUAAGCGGUAUGAAUCCUAGUGAAGAAGAACAUAGAAUUUACCUUGAUAAGGAUCCUUUAACUGGAGCUACAAUGAUCGUUCAAAUCCGAGCUCAACUAAACUUUAAAGUUGGUCAGUACGAUAACCUCAGCAGAGCGUGAUCUACGAUAUCAAAA
Messenger RNA from Anneissia japonica, 1437 nucleotides. RefSeq names its product platelet glycoprotein 4-like. Lineage: Eukaryota; Metazoa; Echinodermata; Crinoidea; Comatulida; Comatulidae. The coding region runs from base 208 to 1422 and encodes 404 amino acids. Gene Ontology annotation, cellular component: cytoplasm; membrane. The transcript has 11 exons. The record is from RefSeq and is a predicted model, not a curated record. Gene Ontology annotation, molecular function: scavenger receptor activity.